UCUUUUUUUUUUAAGGAAAUUUUUAAAUUCUCCAUAACAACUAAAAGGGUAGAUUCAACAGUCAUUGCCAAUAGAUUGGGUGAAAUUAUAUAUUUAUCAUCCGAUUUUGGGGGGUUUGGUGGCUGAGCAUAAACAGUGAAACUUAAAAAAGAAUCCAAUCAGAAAGCUCCACGUGGUCAUACGGAAUUAUACAACCACACAUAGUACACGCCACCACGCCCUCACCCUUUUUAUCUUUCGCUUCCCCCGAGUACUACUACGACUUCCCUUUAUCCUCACCGUCCAUUUCAACGGUCAGAUCUCCCCAGCUUCUCGAUCUUCAAACCUACUCCCGCCAGACCAACCUAACAUCUACUUCACCUGUUAAUAUUUAGUUCCACGCGUCAAACAACGAACGAACUGAGUCUAAUUUUCAACUCAUCCGCGGAGCACGAUACCGUCAUCGCUGUCCCUAUCCCCACUCCUCUUUCGUAUCUCCUUCGUUUCUCUUUAUCCGCGUUCUCCUCCUCCAACCACUCAUUCUUCUCUUCCAUACCCUAACCCUAACCCUAACCCUAAUUCUCAUCCAUGUACGAAGACGACGAGAAGUAGAAGACGGAAAGCGUACCUGGUUUGAAGUUCAAGACUGUGAGAAUGGAGAGAAUGGGGGAAGACGGCGAGGACAAGCUCAUUGCCAUGGCGCGCCACAUCGCGAGAACCUUAGGACGUACUGACACCAUGGCCGAUGACAUCCUCCAAAUCUUCUCCAACUUUGAUGGUCGCUUCUCCCGCGAGAAGCUCUCGGAUGAGCACCCGGCGUUGUCAUCACUCGAGCGCCGGCUUCGCGCGUAUGUUUCUUCCGAUCGUCCCAUCUGGUCUGACUCCGGUGCUGCAUCUGAGUUCCUUUCCGCCCUUGAUGAUCUGAUCGCUGCUGGGGGUCUUCAUCCCCGCGCUGAUGAUCUUCUUCAGCAGUGCAUGCUUCGGCUGGAGGAGGAGUUCCGGAUGCUCAUCGAGCAGCCCGCCGGCACAAUUGACUCCGGUGAUGAGGAGGAUGAUUCAGACGGGGAGGAUCCCAUCCCCGUGGCUUACCCCGUCGCCGACUACGAUAUUAUUAUCGACGCCAUCCCGCCGGGCACCGUAGCCGAUCUCCACUCGAUCGCCACCCGGAUGGUCGCCGCCGGGUUCGCGAAAGAGUGCGCGCACACUUACGCGCUCUCCCGCCGUGAUUUCCUCGACGAGAGUGUUUCUCGGCUCGGGAUCCGCGCGCGGACCUCGGAGGAGCUGCAAGCGACCCCGUGGGUCGAACUUGAAGACGAGAUCGCGCGCUGGGUCAGAGCCAUGAGCGUUGCGGUGCGGAUUCUCUUCCCAAGCGAGCGGCGCCUCUGCGACAAGGUCUUCGCCGGACUCUCUCAGGCCGCAGACCUUGCCUUCGCUGAAGCAUGCCGCGGUACAGCGAUCCAGCUUCUCGGCUUCGCCGAUGCCGUCGCCGUAGUGAGCCGUGCGCCGGAACGGCUCUUCAAGGUCCUCGACAUGUACGAAGCUGUCCGCGACCUCAUUCCUGAGAUCGAGUCCCUCUUCUCAGAUCAGUACUCAUCCUUUCUCCGAUCAGAGGCCUUCGCGAUCUGGAAGGGGCUCGGGGCGGCAAUACGCGGGAUAUUCAUGGAGCUCGAGAACCUAAUCCGGCGAGAUCCGGCAAAGGCGUCAGUCCCCGGCGGUGGGCUGCACCCGAUCACCAGGUACGUUAUGAACUACCUCCGCGCAGCCUGCGCUUCGCGUCGCACCUUAGAGCAAGUCAUGGACGAUGACGGCGGCAGUGGCCUGGCCGCCACCGAUCUCGAUCGUCCAUCAUCCUCACUCGCAGUCCAGAUCGCAUGGAUCAUGGAAGUACUCCAAUCAAACUUAGAGGCAAAAUCCAAGGUGUACAAAGAUCCAUCCUUGAGCCUUGUGUUCUUGAUGAACAACGGGAGGUACAUAAGCCAAAAGGCAAGGGACGGGGAGCUAGGGGCAUUGUUAGGGGAGGAAUGGGCGCGGAGGGAGGCAGCGAGGCUCCGGCGGUGGAUGACGGAGUACCAGCGCAUGGCGUGGGGGAAGGUGGUGGCGGUGCUGAAAACGGACGGCCCCGGUGGCGGAGGAUCUGGGAAGGCGAUGAGGGAGAGAUUGAGAUUAUUCAAUGGGUACUUAGAGGACGUGUGGAGUGAGCAGCGAGGGUGGGUAGUCCCCGACGAGCGGUUGCGGCAGGAGCUGAGAGAGGCGUCUGUGGGGAUGGUGGUGCCGGCGUACGAGGGGUUCUUGGGGAGGUUGAGGGUGGUGGAGGGUGGGAGAGGGGUGGAGAAGCAGUUGUUGAUGUUUAGUGUGGAGGAUGUGGAGACCAGGAUUGGAGACUUGUUUCAAGGGAGUAGUAGUAUUCGGAGGCCUUAGUUUGAUUGCAUGCUGUUUGUUAUCAUCUAGUGGAGUUGGUGUAUAUUGUUGUUGUUUAGUGAGUGGAAAUAUUAGAUGAGUAGUUUAUUUGUAAGUAUUUUUUUUUUCAUCUUAUUAGAUUUGUUGUUAUCAAGAUGUGAAUCUUAAGUGAUGUCUUUUAUAAGAAAACAAUGGGUUAUAGAAUAGCUCCAAACAUAAGACUGGUUUUGGUGAUGAAGGUGUUAGAGAACAAAUUGUGGAAUGAUGGACAUGUUACAGGAUGUGUUUAACUUUUUUAUGUUGUUAAAACUUGGUAGUCAUAGAUAUGUUAUUGUUGAUUUGUAUGAGCAA
Molecule: messenger RNA, 2727 nt
Organism: Dioscorea cayenensis subsp. rotundata (Guinea yam)
Lineage: Eukaryota; Viridiplantae; Streptophyta; Magnoliopsida; Dioscoreales; Dioscoreaceae
Product: exocyst complex component EXO70B1
Exons: 1
Coding region: 634-2397 (587 amino acids)
Biological process (GO): exocytosis
Cellular component (GO): exocyst
Molecular function (GO): phosphatidylinositol-4,5-bisphosphate binding
Source: RefSeq, a predicted model, not a curated record